AUGAGCCACAUCGAGUCUGCUGUUGCGAGGCCGCUCACGGUCGCCGACCUCGAGCGUGCUGAAAAGGGUGACGCCAACACCGUCACUUCUCCGCCCUUCCCUCCCGUCUCCUCCAAGUCCGCCGUCCAGUCUUCCACCGUCGUCGUAGACUCGCGGCCAGCGAGCGAAGAAAAAAGGGCUGUACUCAAGAAGCCCGCGGCACCCAAGCACCGGGCGAGUCGAUGGAUCCGCUUCCAGCUCUGGUUCAACACCUACAGGAAGUUCUUCCUCUUCGUGACCGGCCUCAACGCCACCGGUCUCAUCCUCGCCGCGACGAACACCUGGGAGUACCCUCGGAACUACACCGGCGCAUUCGUUCUCGGCAACCUCCUGUGCGCCGUCCUCAUGCGGAAUGAACUCUUCGGCCGCUUCCUGUUCCUCCUCUUCAACACGUUGUUUGCCAAAUGGACUCCGCUUUGGUUCCGCCUCGGCUGCACCUCCGUCCUCCAGCACCUCGGCGGCAUCCACUCCGGCUGCGCGGUCUCGGGCUUCGUUUGGCUCAUCUUCCGUAUGACUCUCAUCUUCAUCGACCACCAAAACAACCAUGACGCGGUGCUCAUCAUGGGCAUCAUCACCAACCUGGCCGUCACCAUCAGUAUCGUCAGUGCGUUCCCUUGGGUCCGCAACACGCACCACAACGUCUUCGAGCGCCACCACCGUUUCAUCGGUUGGUUCGGUCUCCUCUCGACCUGGGUCUUCGUCGUCCUCGGUGACAGCUACGACCUCAACACCCACUCGUGGAACCCCGACGGCAUCCGCGUGCUUCGUCAGCAGGACUUCUGGUUCUCGUUCGGCAUGACCGUCUUCAUCAUCAUCCCCUGGCUCACCGUCCGCAAGGUCAAGGUCGAGAUCGAGGUGCCGUCCUCCAAGGUCGCCGUGCUCCGCUUCGAGCGCGGGAUGCAGCAGGGCCUCCUCUCGCGCAUCGCCCGCUCCUCCGUGAUGGAGUACCACGCGUUCGGGAUCAUCAGCGAGGGCCCCCAGGCCUCGCACCACUACCUCAUCUGCGGCGUCCAGGGCGACUUCACGCGCUCGCUCCUCAAGUUCGCCGGCGUGUCCAACACCUCGACGCUCUACCGCCGCGGCAUCCGCGUCUGCACCGGCACCGGCCUCGGCGCCGCGCUCUCGACGUGCAUCCAGAGCCCGGACUGGUACCUCAUCUGGAUCGGCUCCGACCAGGAGAAGACGUUCGGGCCGACGAUCUCUGGCCUCAUCCACCGCCACAUCGGCCCCGAGCGCAUGUGCCUCUGGGACUCCAAGGCGCGCGGCGGCCGCCCGGACAUCAUGCAGCUCGUCGUCUUCAUCACCUCCAACAGCUCCGGCAACAGCGAGCUCAUGGAGGGCUGCAAGGAGGCGGGCAUCCCCGCCUUCGGCACGCUCUGGGACUUCUGA
Messenger RNA from Epithele typhae, 1428 nucleotides. RefSeq lists its product as uncharacterized. NCBI's taxonomy places the organism in Eukaryota, Fungi, Basidiomycota, Agaricomycetes, Polyporales, Epitheliaceae. The record is from RefSeq and is a predicted model, not a curated record. The coding region runs from base 1 to 1428 and encodes 475 amino acids. The transcript is spliced from 7 exons.